AUGAAAAAAAUAAACUACCUCGAAAAUUUACGAUUGAAGUCGACAACUUCUACUCAGAUCAGAAAAAUUGAAUAAAAGAGAGUAGAAACUACCAUCUAUUAGGAUGAUUAUGAAGAUGAUUAUAUCUACUAAGACUCAUUGAUAGCAAUAGAUGCCUAAAACACUGUAUAGACUGACUGCUCAUUUAAUUAGGAAAAUUUAUCUACAACCUGGGGAAAAGAAAAUGUUUCAUCUCUGAUUGAAAAUACCGAUCAUGAUAACCACUAAUUUUAUAGUAAUUAAUAAUUUAACAAGCCCUAAGGUCAUCACUCAAGAGCUCUAUCAGCUAACAUACCAUAUUCGACCUUGAAUAAAGCUAUGCACACAAAUAUAAAAGAGCUAGAUAAAUAAAAGGAAUAAUCAUAAUCUAAUUCCUAUUAAUAAUAAACCCAAGCUUCAAAUUAUACAGCCAAUAAUAAUACUAAUACCUCACUAAAGAAUAUAAAGCAACCUCUGCAAAGUAACUCUACCAUUAUUAAUCAUAGUAACAUAAUUAACAACAAUAAUUACAACUCAAAUAAUAGUCAAAAUGAAAGAAACUCCUAUCAAAAGUCAUAUUCUUAUCAUUAGAGUGAAAAUAAUUAUAACACGAGAGAUAGUGGAUCUUAUAAUUAAUGGUAAACUGAAAUUAAUGAAGAGGAUGAAGAUGAGGGAGAAAAUCUAGGUGAAAAUGAAUAGGAUGAGAUCUCUUUGUAAAACUUUUACAAUGAUCUUGACAGGCUACCUUUAAUGAAGAGAUAUCAAAAUACCCAUGAGAAUGAGACACCUCUGAAACCAACUGCUAUUUCAAGGGAUGAGAAAAAAUAAGGAUCAAAUUAGAGUUAACCAAAAAAUUUAAGCCCAGAGAUAGUGGAAGAAUUGGAAUGUUCCUAACUAUAGACAUUCGAAAAGCUCAAUUCAUUUAUAUUCGAUGAACUUUCUGACUAUGGCUAAACAACAGUGAUUAAAGACCAAAUUUUGCUGACAUAGUAGUUAGAGGGUUUAUUCUCCUAUGAUGAUCUUGAUGACCAUAACUAUCAAAAUGAGGAUGAGCUAGUAGCAACAAAUGAAGUUAUUGAUGAGCUCUAUUAAUCGCAGUACUGCCAGAUGGAGGAUCCAUUAUAAGCUCAAUAAAGAUAUUAGGUCCAAGUACUCGAGUAAAUGAUUUUAAGGCAAGAGGAAUAUUUUUUAAGUUCUAAAUAUCUGUAAAGAUAAAGAAACAUAAGUCAAAAAAUGAGAGAAAUCUUGAUAGAUUGGAUGAUGGAGGUGUGCGAAGAGUUCAUGCUAAAAAGGGAAACUCUAUAUAUUAGUAUUAAUUUCAUAGAUAGAUAUCUUUAGGAAGUGACUUAUGUAGUUCCUAAAAAUGAGUUACAAUUGAUAGGAGUUACUUCAAUGUUUAUUGCUUGCAAAAUUGAAGAGGUUUAUAUUCCAAGAGUAAAUGAUUUUGCUUUAUCAACAGAUGGAGGAUACUCAAAAGACUAAAUUCUAAAUAUGGAAAGCCAAUUGAUGAAAGUUCUACAGUUCAAACUACAUCCCAUUACUAUAUGCAACUGGACUAACUGGUACAUGAACAUGUGGGAUAUCUAUUAAGAUGAAAGAUUAAAGUGCUAUUAUUAGAAUGCUGAUUUUACUUUUAAGCAACCUAAUGAAUUAGCCUAUCAAAGAUAUAGAAUAGUAUUUUAGAUUUUAGACUCUAUUAUGCUGACUCCUCAAACAUUAGAUUUCGAUCCAAGGUGUUUAGUGGCAUCAGUGCUAUACCUAAUGAUAGGUGGUCCUCAUAUGAUGGGAGCUUUCAACUAUGAUUAUAAGUGGUUUCCCUCUCAGUUUGAAAGAUUUCCCCCAUUUGACAUGAGUCGUGGAAAGAAAAGAUGUCAGCCAAUUAGUGAAUAGACUCAAUUCUACAAUUAAGUUUUUGAGGGAUACCUCUAUGAAUGUUUUGGCUUGUAAUUAUAGGAUUUAGUUGAAUCAAUAAACUAUGUGAUUUAUUAUUUUGCUCUUCCUCUCACAUUUGAUCUGCCAUCAGCUGCAGCUAAUAAUCAAGAUUCGAUGAUUACAAGAAACUAUGAGGAAUUUUUAUCCUUCUAAACUCAUAACAAACUUACCCUCGACUUUCUAAAGUCCUUAGCAAUGGAUCUAAUAUUCCCAUAAAACAUUUUAAGUGAACUGUCCUAGCUUAGAAGCUUAACUCCUCCAAUUACUAUGUACUUGAUAUCGGAAGUCAGCAGAUUUAUCAUAAAUAAAAGUUAUGGAAACUUAGAUCAGCUCAAGAUAUCAAGAGAACUUGAAAAUGAAGGGAUUGAAAUAUCAAAAGAAAAACUUUCAGGAAUCAUUAAAGCUCUGAAAAACUUCUUAUUCAAGAUAUUAAAAGCAGCUUAAUUACAUCAAGACAACCAUAUUUAGAUAAUCUAGACAGUACAGCAGACACUUGCAGAUAGGACAGCUCUAAGAGAAAAAAUGAUUGCAGCAAUUACUACAGCUUUGUAAACUGAAUUUUAGUUGUUAAAAGAGUAUUAAGAUACAAACAAUCUGAAGACUUUCUUUGAGUAAAUAAAGCUAAGGCAUUUAGUCUCUUUUGAUUGCACUUUAAAUCACGAUUUCAGUUCUGCUGAGAGCAAAAACUUAAAAAAGACAUAUGCUACUUUGAUUUUUUAGAUAUCUGAAGUCGAUGGAUAAGUUAAGACUAGAAGUAUUGAAGUGAAUCUAGAAGAACUUAAGUAAUUCAAAGAAGAAAUUAUCAGAAUUGAGGAAGCAUUAUCAUGA
Stylonychia lemnae is the source of this 2778-nucleotide messenger RNA. The record is from the annotation of a GenBank genome assembly. Lineage: Eukaryota; Ciliophora; Spirotrichea; Sporadotrichida; Oxytrichidae.